This is a messenger RNA of Bactrocera tryoni, 2583 nucleotides long. It is a transcript of the gene MED15, whose product is annotated as mediator of RNA polymerase II transcription subunit 15. Gene Ontology annotation, molecular function: transcription coregulator activity. Bases 171 to 2399 code for a protein of 742 amino acids. The transcript has 9 exons. The record is from RefSeq and is a predicted model, not a curated record. Gene Ontology annotation, biological process: regulation of DNA-templated transcription. Lineage: Eukaryota; Metazoa; Arthropoda; Insecta; Diptera; Tephritidae.
AGCACCCGUAUUAGUGAAUUACUAAUAAAAACAAACCAUCGAUAAAACAGCUGUGUUCCAUUAUUACUUUGUUCCCUUGAAAAAUACAGAUUCGCUGUCACUGCGUUUUUUCUUCAUCGAUUGUGAAAGUUUAUAGAAGAAUUCUGCUUUAUUAAAUUAAAUAUAUUGCAAUGGCAGAAGAAUGGCCCUCGCAAAAAUUUCGCCAGAGCAUGAUUGCAAAAAUAAACCAAGCACUACAAACCACGGAUCCUACUAAAAAUGCUGGUGUUAUGGAAAAUCAUAUUUUCAAGAAGUCACGCAGCAAGGAGGAAUACAUGGGUUUGGUGGCGAAACUUUUUAUGCAUUUUCAAGAUUUGGCACAAAGCUACGCAGGAAAGCCUACACAACCGCCGCCGCAACAAAAUGCCGAAAUGAACCAGCAAGGUAUGAUGCCAGACCCCUUAAACGCGCUCCAAACACUUGCUAGCCAAGGUAAUCGUAAUGCCCAAAUGGCUGGCGGUCCCAAUCCCAAUCAAAUGGGCCCUGGAGGUCCUGCUGCUGCGACAAAUUUAUUACAAACACUAAGUCAGCAGCGACCGGGACAACAGAUGCAACAAAUGCAGGGUAUACGUGGGCAAAUGCCCAUGGGUGCUGGUCCCAAUCAACAGAUGAUGCAACAAAUGAGUGGAAAUAUGGGUGGUGGUGGUAUGCAAAUGAAUGUUAUUGGUGGUGGUGGUGGUAUAGGUAAUGCAGGUGGACAGCAGCCGCACAUGGUUGGCAAUGCCCAGCAAAUGGGUGGUAUGUCUGGCCAGAUGAAUCAAAUGGGCGGCGGAGGCCCCGGUGGGCCAGGUGGUCCUGGUGGCGCAGCACAACAAAUGCAAAUGGGUCCCGGCCAAAUGCAAGGUGGACCUAUGAAUGUGAACGCUAUGAACGUACAAAUGCAACAAAUGGGACAACAACAGAUGGCACAAAUGGGUAUGAAUCACCAACAGCUCAACCAAAUGAUGAAUGCACGUAUGAAUGCCGGGGGUCCGAUGGGACCAAAUGCAGGACCACAAGGCAUGCAGGGCAUGCCACCAAAUAUGCAACAGAAUCAAGGUGGCCCAAUGCAUGCAGGCAAUGUAGUGGGUGGGCCACAAGGCCAACAAGGUGGUGGCAUGCCACAAAAUGCUGGGCAGCAAGGUGGCAUGAACCAAAUGAUUGGUAUAGCGCCAAAUAUGCAGCAAAAAGCAAACAUGCCUAUGGGUCAAGGUGGUCAAAUGUUCCAAGUUAACCGUGGUGUUCCUGGUCAACAGCAACAGUUCUUACGUCAGAGCCCCUCACCAAGCACGGUCCCAUCACCUGCCGGCAUGACAGCGGUCCAACAACAAUUGCAGCAACAGCAACAACAACAGCAGCAGCAACAACAGCAACAGCAGACAGCACAGAAUCAGCAACAGCAGCAACAACAGUCGCAAAUGCCUAAUCCACAAAUGAUACCCAGCCCAGCGCUAGUGCCGACCUCAAGUCCACAAAUGUCGAAUCUCAUGCAGAACUCACAACGGCAAAUGCGUCAAUCGCCCAGCGCCCCACUCAACACACCGGGUCAGGUGGCCAGCAACAGCCCUUUCAAUCCACAAGAAGAUCACUUGUAUCGCGAGAAAUACAAACAACUAACCAAGUAUAUUGAACCACUGAAACGCAUGAUGGCCAAAAUCGGCACUGACGGCGCAAAUACCGAAAAAUUCACUAAAAUGAGCAAAUUACUGGAGAUUUUGAGUAAUCCAAAUCAGCGUGUGCCCCUAGAAACGCUGCUAAAAUGCGAGAAAGCGCUGGAGAAACUGGACAUAGUUAAUUUCACAGGUCAACAAUUUGGCAAAUCUUCAAAUCCACUGAUGGAAGUUGUUAAUACAACACUUCAAAGCCCACUGGCCAAUCACACACUGCAUCGCACUUUCCGUCCUUGCUUGGAGCUACUCUUCGGCACUGAUAUAUGCGCACCCGCACCGGCCAAAAUACAGCGCAUGUCCGAAAAGCCCUCUCAGUACGAGUGUGAGAUACCGCAUGUUCUGCAAGGUGAAAUAGCGCGCUUGGAUCAGAAAUUUAAGCUAACACUAGACGGCACAACGCAAAACAAUCCCAAAUCUAUCAAAGUAAUUUGCUGCCUCGAUGACAAGCGAUUACCAUGUGUACCACCAAUUACCGUUACUAUACCAGAGGAGUAUCCGAUGGCGUCGCCUAACUGCGCCCUGGCUCAACACGAGUAUGCCACUACGCCAUUCCUGAAAGCGGUACAGGAUGCGCUAAAAGCGCGCAUUGCCAAAUUGCCGAAAUUAUACUCGUUGUCACAUUUACUGGACACCUGGGAGAUGUCGGUGCGUCAAGCUUGUUCACCAAACAACAAAAAUAUUUUGGAUUUGGCUGCAGUUUUUGGAGCUUAAGCGUUCUGAAAUCAUAAACAACUCGCUCAUUUAUUGUAUACCGUUAUUUAGCAUGCAAUGUUUAACUUUUUUUAUUUUUACCUUUUUCAUGUCAAAUCGAACCAAUAAUAUUUUUGUAUAUGAAGUAGCAUACAAUGUCAAUAUAUGGACGUUUAAAAUACAUAAUAAUAUAUACUAUACCGUA